Canis lupus familiaris (dog) is the source of this 3366-nucleotide messenger RNA. RefSeq names its product chromosome 10 C12orf66 homolog (gene KICS2). The transcript is spliced from 3 exons. Bases 65 to 1402 code for a protein of 445 amino acids. Gene Ontology annotation, cellular component: KICSTOR complex. Gene Ontology annotation, biological process: protein localization to lysosome; negative regulation of TORC1 signaling; cellular response to glucose starvation. NCBI's taxonomy places the organism in Eukaryota, Metazoa, Chordata, Mammalia, Carnivora, Canidae. The record is from RefSeq and is a predicted model, not a curated record.
CCCCGGGAACCCGGAAGUGCGGGGCAGCGGAGAGCCACGUGGGUGGAGCUGGGUCGCAGCUCGCAUGGGGGAGUCUAUCCCGCUGGCCGCCCCGGUCCCGGUGGAACAGGCGGUGCUGGAGACGUUCUUCUCUCACCUGGGCAUCUUCUCUUACGACAAGGCCAAGGACAAUGUGGACAAGGAGCGAGAGGCCAACAAGAGCGCGGGGGGCAGCUGGCUGUCGCUGCUGGCGGCCCUGGCCCACCUGGCCGCGGCCGAGAAGGUCUAUCACAGCCUCACCUACCUGGGGCAGAAACUAGGGGGCCAGUCCUUCUUCAGCAGGAAAGAUUCUAUCCGUACCAUCUAUACUUCCCUGCACAACGAGCUGAAGAAGGUGGUGACUGGCCGCGGUGCCCUUGGGGGGAACGCCCCCCACGUGGAAGAACUACUUUCCCACCUGUCGGAGCAGCUGUGCUUCUUCGUGCAAGCCCGGAUGGAGAUCGCAGACUUCUAUGAGAAGAUGUACACCCUCAGCCCACAGAAGUUCAUCAAUGCUGAGGAGCUCAUUGGCCUUUUGGACACCAUCCUCAAGAAAUACAGCUCCAGAUUUCACCACCCCAUCCUCAGUCCUUUGGAAGGCAGUUUCCAGCUGGAGGUGGAUGUCCUGAGCCAUCUCCUGAAGGCCCAGGCCCAGGUCUCCGAGUGGAAGUUCCUCCCAUCUCUGGUGAACUUGCACAGUGCUCACACCAAGCUGCAGACUUGGGGCCAGAUCUUUGAAAAGCAGCGGGAGACCAAGAAACAUCUAUUCGGAGGGCAGUCUCAGAAGGCCGUUCAGCCCCCACACCUUUUCCUCUGGCUGAUGAAACUCAAAAACAUGCUUCUUGCCAAGUUUAGCUUUUACUUUCACGAGGCGCUGAGCCGACAAACGACUGCUUCAGAAAUGAAAACGUUGACUGCCAAAGCCAACCCAGACUUUUUUGGGAAGAUUUCCAGCUUCAUCCGGAAGUAUGAUGCUGCCAAUGUGUCCUUAAUCUUUGACAACCGAGGUUCCGAGAGCUUUCAGGGUCAUGGCUAUCACCACCCCCAUUCCUACAGAGAGGCCCCUAAGGGUGUGGACCAGUAUCCAGCCGUGGUGUCCCUGCCCAGUGACAGGCCCGUCAUGCACUGGCCCAAUGUCAUCAUGAUCAUGACAGACCGCAUGUCUGAACUGAACAGCUUGGAGAAGGUGGUCCACUUCUAUGAUGACAAAGUUCAGAGCACCUACUUCCUAACCCGCCCAGAACCUCACUUUACCAUUGUCGUUAUUUUUGAAUCAAAGAAAUCUGAAAGAGACUCCCACUUUAUUUCCUUCCUCAAUGAGCUCUCACUUGCCCUUAAGAACCCCAAAGUUUUUGCAAGUCUGAAGCCUGGCUCCAAAGGCUAGCAGGUGAUUUGUGUGAAAGGUUUUCAAGACUGGAAAGUGUGUUCCUAAUUGCUCAAAUGAUCUGUGGUCUGUGAUUAGAGUUUCCAUCCAUUCAUGCUUCUUUCAGAGCUAAAUUAAAGACAAAUCUUCCCUAAUUGUGUCGCACACUUUAUAAGCAAUUAAGGCCAAUUGAAUCAAGUAUCCAAAGAGUAAUCUAGGAAGUGAUCAUGGCUACUGUGUAUCUCCAUGGUACAGCAGAGUUUUUUCAGUAUUUUCUCCCAUUUUCCUUUAUUUCCUAUAGACAGAAUAUUGAUUGGCCUUUGGUUUGUCUUUCCACAUGUUUUAUAUUGUUCUAAACUUUGUUUUAAUGCAGUUCCACACGCCUUCUCCUCUCCCUUUCCAGGACCAGUAAUUGAGAUGAGAUUAAAUGGCCUUUUCAGAAUCAAGGACUGUAUGUUUUCUAUCUCAUAAAUUAGCAAAUUAACAUGAAAGGAGUUUUAUGAUUCUCAUCAACAAAUUAGUAUUUUGGAUGCCAAAAUCAGCCUUGGUGAGAAAUUUCUGUCAGUUAUUAAAAUCAAGGGUGAAUCAGAGUGGUCAUGUAACAUCAGUUUUAACAGUUUAGAAAACUGUGAACACUUUAGUAGUCAUGGGUUCUUCUGGGGUUUUCUACACACCUAACUACGUUUGUUUUUACCCUUAAGAAGGUGAAUUUUUCACUCUGUUUGAAAAUUAGUAUAAGCUAUUAUGUGGGGUUUCUUCACUCCUCGGCAUAUUAUCUACUUGGCUUUCUGUUUAUCACCUUUCUGCUGAAAUGUAUGUUCAUGUUUGGCUCCACUCCCUGCUUAUUCUUAGGCCAAAAAAGCAUGUAGCCUUCGUUUUUCAGCCACUCUUCGACAUUUAUGUGACUUAGCCUGCUUUUAUAACCUCAAAAGGUUGGUCUCGAUACCUUGUACUUGGUAAAGUCAAUUGUGCAUUCAGAAGACCUCUUCGUAGCUGAGUAAUCAAAUCAGUACUUAAUUUAAGCGCAUCUGAAUUUGGGUUUCAUGCCUGUCUCCUCCAAAUUACUUUUAGAAGCAGUGAUAUAUCUUAACACCUGCUGCCUUAACACCCUCCUUCAGUAGUGCUCACGGGGAAGUAGAUGGACCCGUGAAGGCCUAAUGGGCUAUGGAGAACGUCACUCCUUGGUUAUUGACUCAGAAUGAAAAUGAGCCACAAAGAGUCAUUGAGUUUUGUUACUAUUUGAUAGUUCCUUCAAUGCUUGUAUCUGAUGUAAAGAUCAGAUCGGUCCAGUUUGGUCCAGUUUCUCAUGAUUGCAUGGAGCCAUGGUUUUCCUGGGCCACAGCCAGCAAGCUGGCAGUGGGCAGAGCCGUUCCCAGUCUGUGCCAGGAGGCCUGCCUGCCUCAGGCGGGACCAGCUGCUGGAAAGGACCUACUGGUCUUUUUUCUAUUUCUUUCUUUCUUCCCCUCCCCCCUUUUAAAAAAAUAAAAGUCCUGUAACUAAAAAGCCAGUUUGCUUAAAAUAGGUAGUGAUUUACUUCUACAUUUUAUUCACUCAGGUUCUAUACAAAUCUGAACAUUGAACUUACAUAAAAAAUUGAAAACAACUGGAACUAAAAAGUCCACAAUCAUUUUUCUUCCCUUUUGUGUUUUACCAAGAAGCCGAAAAAAUAUCCCUUGGUGUUUAUGUAUUUUUCCUAGAUAAAAACCACCAUUAGCCUUAAUGUUUGGUCUACCAUGUACCAAAAAGAAAUUUGCUUCAGUGGAACAGGGAGAAGAGUGUAAAUAAAACUUACAUAUAAUAUUUACGUAAUCAAUCCUUGUCUAGAAUAUAUUUAAAAAGGUAUAUUUAUUUUUAAGCAUAUUUUGGUUCAAGCCAAGAAACAAAGUGAUUCUACUCUGAGAUUUGUCCUCUAAAGUAAUUGAUGAAAUGGAUCUGUAAAGUCUGUGUCUUGCUAACUGGAAGAUUAAAUCUGCAUAUUUUCUGCA